Arachis ipaensis is the source of this 2407-nucleotide messenger RNA. The record is from RefSeq and is a predicted model, not a curated record. NCBI's taxonomy places the organism in Eukaryota, Viridiplantae, Streptophyta, Magnoliopsida, Fabales, Fabaceae.
UCCUCCGAUCUCAUCCUUGACCGCCUCGCCUCCUCCGAUGGUCAAAUCAAGCUCAAAGCCAUCCGGCAGCUGAAGAACCACAUAAUCGGAAACCGCACCAAGAAACUCUCAUACAUCAAGCUCGGAGCCGUCCCCGCCGUCGCCGCAACCCUCGCCGACUUCGAUUCCGACCCCAACCUCAUUGUACAGUCCGCCGCCGCGCUUGGCAGCUUCGCCUGUGGCCUUGACGCCGGUGUCCGUGCUGUCCUCGACGCCGGAGCUUUCCCUCACUUGAUCAGGCUCCUCUCUGCCUCCGAUGACAAGGUUGUGGAUGCAGCUGCACGUUCUCUACGAAUGAUUUAUCAAUCAAAAUUGGCCCCAAAAUAUGAUUUUUUCAAGGAAGAGAACUUGGAGUUCCUGCUUUUACUGUUGAAAAGCGAGAAUGAAAGUCUUUCUGCACUGGGUGCGAGCAUUAUUAUUCAUUCGUGCGAGACAGGUGAAGAACAGAAUAUCUUAUGCUAUGCUGGUGUGUUGGACAAACUCAUCAGCCUUCUGUAUGGUUCUCUAAGCCAGCGAGAUGCUAGUUUGGAGUCCAUAGCUGCGAUAGUUAAAAACAAUUCUGAAGCUGUCUCUAAAUUUGUCGACCUUAGAGGUGGAAGAGCUUUGAGCCCUGUAAUUGAAUUAAGUAAAGACAAAUAUUCUCGGACAAGAUUACUAGCUUGCUUGUGCCUGAUUUGUGUUAAGAAUGCUUCUUCUUACCAUCUUCAAGACACAGGAAUCAAAACCAAACUGAUAAAUAUUCUGCUUGAACUCCUUGAUGAUUCUGGUCAAGUUGGAGAUGAAGCUCCAUUUGCCUUUUUGAGUUUAAUUGCUGAGAAGGAAGAUUUGCAGAAGUUAGCAUUUGAGGGAAAUGCAAUUGAUAAGUUCUACAAUCACUUGCAAGACUGUCCUUCACAUCCCAAACGUCUUGAAGGGAUAUUUCUAGCCUUGGCUGAUCUUUGCUCUAAAUUGGAGUGCUGCAGGUCUAAGUUUCUUUCGUUACAGAUGUUAAAUCUACUAGUUGAUGCUUUAACCCAUUAUGAUGCCAAUGUACGCACUGCAGCCUGCAUUUGCUUGAAAAGUGUCUCUCGUUCCAUCAAGAAUUUGAGUGUAGGUUAUUUUAUGAACGAAAGAAUUGUCAUUCCGUUGGUUCGACUCCUCUCUGAUCCUUCUACUUCUGUCCAGGUUGCAGCCCUUGGUGCUAUCAGCAACAUUCUGGUUGACUUUACAGCACAUAAGUCAGUGUUUGUACAAUGUGGAGGCAUUAAAGAGCUUGUUCAAUUGACAAAGUCAAUGGAUCCAUCUUUAAGGUUAAAUGCUGUAUGGGCCUUGAGAAACAUGGUAUUUCUGGCAGAUAAGAUGUGUAAGGAAGGAAUUUUUAUGGAACUGACGGUUUCUUCUGUAGCUAGCCUUAUUUGCGAUCCUGAGCCUUCUAUUCAAGAACAAGCGCUGGCUCUUGUGCGAAAUGUUGUUGAUGGGUGUAUGGACUGUGUUGAAUACGCUUUUGCUGAAGAAGGUAUCAUCCUGGAUGCUGUUGGAAGGCAAAUUCGGAAAUCUUCAAAAACCGAAAUUUUGAUACAGGGGAUGUACGUGCUCAGCAAUGUUGCAAGCGGGAAUGAGUUUCAUAAAGAAGCUAUCAUGAAACUACUCUUCCCACCAGCAGAAAAUGGGUCUCGCUCUUUCUUCUGCCAGUUUUUGCACAGCAGUGACAGUCGUUUACGCACAUCUGCUGUUUGGGUCAUAGUCAAUUUGACUUUUCCUGCAAGUCCUGGUGCAUUUGGUCGGAUUGUAGAACUGCGUAAAUUUGGUGUAGUUUCUCAAAUCAAGAGGAUGGCCAAUGAUUCUUGCAUGGAUGUGAAGCUUCGCGCAAGACAUGCACUUGGGCAGAUUAUUACCUUUGGUGAUAGUUAACUGUCUCCAUGCAAAGCCCUUUGAUGAAGCAAAGAAGAAAGUCUUGAUAGAGUUAUUUUCUCUAGUACAUUAUAUGUAAGGGGGGUAUCCAACCUCAGCUUCGGAUAUGGUAAAUCAAAUUAUUUCUUUAAAUUUUUGAACAAGUCAGAGCAGUGUGAAAGGUUUCAAUUUUGUUAGCACUCCUGACCAACCAGGAUACGCCCCCCAAGUUUCAUUUUCUUGUUAAUUACUCCAAGUGUUUCUCUUUCUAAGUCAGAUGCUCCAAGUAGAUCGACAGGCUUUAGUAUUGUACAAUAUGAGUAGUAAAUGUCAAGUUUAGAACUUAGCUUCAAGUUUCAGCUUCAUCCUUGGUUCUGCUUUAUUUUGCCAAAUAGUAGAAUUGUAUUUUUAUGUGUAAGUAGUGAUUGAUGUUAUGUGCUUGAUCUCUAGUUAUUGGUCGACAAAGUAGGUCCUAAAUAUAAGCAACAAAUUUACUACA